This is a messenger RNA of Drepanopeziza brunnea f. sp. 'multigermtubi' MB_m1, 876 nucleotides long. Lineage: Eukaryota; Fungi; Ascomycota; Leotiomycetes; Helotiales; Drepanopezizaceae. The record is from RefSeq and is a predicted model, not a curated record.
AUGGUGAUCUGGAGAGCGCUAUACGGGGUGCCUGAAGCUGGAACACAUUGCACUUUUGAUCCUUGCCUUUUGCUUUCUACUUCAAGAAGGGACGAUUUCGCGAUUAUCGGGCUCCAAACCGAUGACACCUUCAUCUUGGCCACAGAUACUUUUGCCGCUAAAGAAGAGGACGAGUUGACCAAGGCAAAACUGGACUCUAAGUCAAGGGAUAAGCUCUUAACGACCAAAGAACUCGCCUUCAAUGGGGGAGUGUUAAGACAACACGCGUCCGACAACUCGAUGUCCCUCUUGCAGAAAGGGCAAGGGCUGAAGCUCAAACUGGUCGGGAAUAGCCUUAACUUUAAGGUAGAAUACUUAGAGCAACGUGCCCGGGCUGCAUAUAUUGCAUCAAUUGGAUACACGAUUAUCUUAGCUACUAAGCAAGACACAGGGACCAAUGAGAUCGAAUUGCAAGGCAACCUCGUCCACUACUCUUCGGUGAAGUGCUCCCGAGUCACCAAGAGCGUAUUAGCUUCCGAGGUAUAUGGUAUGGUAGCUGGAGUAGAUAUUGCAAUUGCAAUAGGUACUACGCUUGCAAUGGUCACUAAACAACUUGGCCUACCUACCAUCCUAGUAAUCAUCCUUACUGAUUCUUACUCUCUUUAUAAGUGCUUAGUGAAGCUUGGCACUACGAAAGAAAAGCGUCUUAUGAUCGACAUCAUGGCGCUCAGGCAAUCUUACGAGAGAAGGGAGCUUACUAAGGUUCGAUGGAUUGCUAGGGAGCACAACACCGCCGAUGCAAUGACAAAGGGGACACCCAAUAAGGCGCUAGAAACCUUUUUGGAUACGAACAAGCUGAAGGUUAAAUUGGAAGGUUGGGUUGAAAGAGAAAGCUGA